AUGAUCUGGUAUUUUUUGCUUUGCCUUCAUUUUAUAUUCGAAAUCGUGGGUGUCCUAUCGCAUUUGAUAUUUUUAAAAUUAGUAGUUUUUCAAAAGAUUAUGGAUUUUUAUUGCAGCAUAAGUCUUGGAUUGAUAUCACUUUCAAUGAUAUUGAUGCUUGUAACGUAUUUUUUGGAAUCAGCAGUUUGUCUUUCGAUUGGUUCUGUGUUCGAAGAUGAUCAAUGUGCUGAGAUUCCAAUUAAAAAAAUUAUUCUUUGUAUUCAUCGUUUCGCAGAGGCAUUUUCAUUAGCUGCACAAUUAUUUUUCACCAUCGAAAGAGUAUUAUCCAUUCAAUUCUCAAAAAUUCAACGUACAUUAUUUUUCAAGUUAUUUUUUCUGGCAGGAUUUGUAUUCGAGAAUGGGUUUGCAAUAUCGUAUGUGUACACAAAUGUAAUUCUUGGUGGCUAUGGUCUUUUUUGGUUGGUCACUUUCCAGUUAGCAGUUAUUGCAAAUUUUCCGUUUAUUUAUUACGCAAAGAGAAUUAGUAGCUCCAAAUAUAAGGCUAACGUCACAACUUAUUCAUUGAAAAGAAAACACAAUCUUUACAAUUUUUAUGAAAUUGCUCGAAGUUUUUUGUAUUCAACUGCCAUUUACAUGUUUGCUCAAUUGACAUGUUUCUGCAUACUUUGGGGAGCAGCUGUCACAGGAGUCAUGUACAGUGUAGAAUUUCAUAGAUGGUUCUUUGUCAUUUCGCUGAUUUGGAAUGCAAACUUGGCAAUAUUUCCCUGGAUUGUCAUGUUGAUACAUCGAAGUCAGAGAGAACGGCUGAAUCGACUCUGGUCUCAGAUAUUCACAAAAUCUAAAGUUUCUUCGAAAAUACUUGGAAUGAAUGGAAAGGAAUUAGUUACGACGCCCACUCAAUUUGAUUAUUUCAAUCAACUUCAACGGGCAUGGGAAUGAUUAAUAUAUUUUUAUUUAUGAUUUUCAUUGCAAACCAUUCUAAAACAUGCGCGAUAAACUUAUUAUUUACAAUUA
Molecule: messenger RNA, 1014 nt
Organism: Caenorhabditis elegans
Lineage: Eukaryota; Metazoa; Nematoda; Chromadorea; Rhabditida; Rhabditidae
Gene: T03F7.5
Product: Serpentine Receptor, class E (Epsilon)
Exons: 7
Coding region: 1-939 (312 amino acids)
Source: RefSeq, marked reviewed